GCCCUGUUCCCCACAGAGCUGGCCAGGAUGUACAAAAACGAAGGGAACGAGUACUUCAAGGAGAAGGACUACAGGAGAGCUAUCGUCGCCUACACCGAGGGGCUGCGCAAGAAGAGCGAGGACCCCGAGCUGAACGCCGUGCUGCACACAAACCGAGGGGCUGCAGAGUUCCACCUGGGUAACUACCGUUCUGCUCUCAACGAUGCCAUCCAAGCCAAAAAGCUCAAGCCCACCCAUCUCAAAGCAAUCAUCAGAGGAGCUCUCUGUCACAUGGAGCUAAAGAAUUUCUCUGAAGCAAUAGCGUGGUGUGAGGAGGGCUUGAGAAUAGAUUCGAAGGAGAAAAAGCUUGUGGAAACGAGAGCUAAAGCUGACAAACUGAAGCGAGCUGAGGAGCGGGAUGCCAGGAGAGCAAAGGUGCUGGAGAGGAAAGAGCAGCGUCAAAAGGAAGUUUUGCUUGCAGCAAUAAAGGAAAGAAAUAUCAAGCUGGUUCUUGAGCCUUCAAACGAAGAAGAGGAAGUAGCAGAUGGCCUGGCUGAGAUAUCCUUAGAUGGGUUCCACCCUGACAAUGCCACUGGUGCCAAGGUGCACUUAGAUGCUGAAGGCAACCUAAACUGGCCUGUCCUCUUCCUGUACCCUGAGCACGAGCAGACAGACUUCAUUGAAGCUUUCCAUGAGAACUCCAGGUUUAUUGAUCAUUUAAUGGUGAUGUUUGCUGAGUUACCCCCUUGGGAUUUAGAAAGAAAAUACCUUCCCAGAAAUCUCGAGCUCUACUUUGAAGAUGAAGAAAGAGCAGAAAUGUACGAGCUGAGCCCAGAGCAGACGUUGCUACAAGUACUGCAGCACAAAAGGUAUUUUGUGAAGGCCGGGACUCCGACGGUUUUGGCAUUUGUGAGGAGUUCUCCUUUCUCCAAGAAGUACUUCUCUGGCAAGAAGGUGCAUCGGCUGUGAUGAGCAAGAGAGACAAGAGGAAUCCUGUGCAAGGGGCUGCUCUUUGUCAUCCCUGCAAACUCCUGCUCAGACAAAAACACCUUGCACGCUUCAGGGGAGAAAGAAUCUUGGCACGCAGGAAAACUUCCAGGAAAAACAGCACGGGAGAACUAAGGUCUUACAAGAGGGGAUUAUUUGUUUGAAAAGAAAUCCAGCUGGCUUGCAGAAGGUCUCCUCUGUGCUAGGCUGCGUGGGGUUUUGAAAUAAACCUGAAGCAGUGCC
Merops nubicus (carmine bee-eater) is the source of this 1209-nucleotide messenger RNA. RefSeq names its product tetratricopeptide repeat domain 4 (gene TTC4). The transcript is spliced from 8 exons. The annotation marks the transcript as partial. The record is from RefSeq and is a predicted model, not a curated record. NCBI's taxonomy places the organism in Eukaryota, Metazoa, Chordata, Aves, Coraciiformes, Meropidae. Gene Ontology annotation, molecular function: Hsp90 protein binding.